UGUUGUGGUAGUUGGCGCCAAAAGUUAAGAAGACGAGUGAGAGAUUGAGUCUCCCUUAUUUCUCCCUCAAAUACACCCCUGAGAACCUCCAAACCUGCCCUGAAUCACCCUCAUGGCCUCCAAGACUCGCGACUACGAACAAGAGAAAGAGGCAAUCAAGCGAUUCCUGGCAGAGUUCCACGACGUUGGUGAUGAUGGUCGUAAACACUUCAAAUACGCUGCCCAGCUGGUCAAACUCGCUCAUCGCGAGCAAGUUGACCUCACCAUUGAAAUUGACGACAUUGUGGAGUUUGACCCUGAUAUGGCCGAGGCUAUGGUUCAAAACAGUCGUAGGUACAUCAAUCUCUUCUCUGAGGCUGUCUACGAACUACUACCAGACUACAAACAGAAAGAGACAGUGGCGAGGGAUGCCCUGGAUGUGUACAUUGAACACCGGUUAAUGAUGGAACAACGACUGCGUCAACCUGGCGACUCCCGCGACCCUCGCAACUCUUAUCCACCAGAGUUGAUAAGGAGAUUUGAAGUGUACUUCAAAGCACCAUCUACUCAGAAGGCACUGUCUAUCAGAAGCGUGAAGGCCACGCACGUGGGGAAGUUAGUGUUGGUUCGUGGCAUCGUGACCAGGUGCACGGAAGUCAAGCCUAUGAUGCAAGUUGCAACCUACACCUGUGACCAGUGUGGUGCAGAGACCUAUCAACCAGUACAAUCGUCCAGCUUCAUGCCACAGUUGUUGUGCCCCAGCGAGGAUUGUCGUGUCAACAAGUCCGGUGGACGAUUGUACCUUCAGACGCGAGGAUCCAAGUUCAUUAAGUUCCAGGAACUUAAAGUUCAGGAACACUCUGACCAGGUACCAGUUGGUAACAUCCCGCGCUCCCUGACAGUGAUGUGUCGCGGCGAACAGACGCGACUGUGUCAACCUGGUGACCAUGUUGCCAUCACUGGCAUCUUCAUGCCGCUCCUGCGUCAGGGAUUCCGCGCCAUCAUGCAGGGUCUGCUGUCUGACACCUACCUGGAUGCUCAUCGUGUGGUGCGGAUGAACAAGACAGAGGACGACGAGCUAGGAUCGGAGGACCUGACAGAGGCGGAGAUCAAGUUAAUAGCAGAGGACGACUUUUACAAGAAGCUGGCCACGUCCAUCGCCCCAGAGAUCUAUGGCCACGAGGACAUCAAGAAGGCCAUAUUGCUGUUGCUGGUCGGGGGGGUCGAUUGCAACCCCAAUGGAAUGAAGAUCCGUGGGGCCAUCAACCUGUGUCUCAUGGGGGACCCCGGGGUGGCCAAGUCACAGCUCCUGGCCUACGUCGACCGCCUGGCCCCGAGGAGCCAGUACACCACCGGCCGGGGGUCAACCGGGGUCGGCCUGACAGCAGCAGUCAUGAAGGACCCCCUGACUGGGGAGAUGACCCUGGAGGGUGGGGCUCUUGUCCUGGCUGACCAGGGUGUCUGUUGCAUCGACGAGUUCGACAAGAUGGCCGAGGCCGACCGCACAGCCAUACACGAGGUCAUGGAACAGCAGACUAUAUCCAUUGCUAAGGCAGGUAUAAUGACUAGCCUAAACGCCCGCGUGAGCAUCCUUGCGGCGGCGAAUCCUGCAUAUGGUCGCUACAAUCCUAAGAAGACUGUAGAACAAAAUAUUCAGCUGCCUGCAGCUCUCCUGUCUCGUUUCGAUCUACUCUGGCUGAUACAGGAUAGACCGGAUCGAGAGAAUGAUUUGAGACUGGCUCAACACAUCACCUAUGUGCACCAACACUGUGCACAGCCACCCACACAGUUUAAACCACUGGAUAUGAAGGUGAUGAGGCGGUACAUCUCUCUUUGUAAGAAGAAGCAACCCAAGAUCCCAGAGUCGCUGACUGACUACAUAGUGUCAGCGUACGUAGAGAUGCGUAAGGAAGCGCGCAACAGCAAGGACAUGACCUUCACCUCAGCACGCACACUGCUGGCUGUGCUGAGGUUGUCCACGGCCCUGGCCAGGCUCAGGCUGGUCCAUCUCGUAGCAAAGGAGGACGUAAAUGAAGCGAUGCGACUCAUGGAGAUGAGUAAGGACUCGCUGAACCACACUGAUGACAAGAAUACAAGAGCACAGACAGCCACAGACAAGAUCUAUGCACUGAUUUGUGAGGUGGCAGGAGAAUCACACAUGGUGAAGCUAGCAGAUGUUGUGGAGCGGUGUACUAGCAAGGGCUACAAGCCAGACCAGGUAACAGAGUGUAUAGAAGAGUACGAGGAACUGAACGUCUGGCAACUGAACCAAGCUAGGACUAAACUCACCUUUGUAUGAUACACUACUACUGUUGCUAUUACUACUACUACUGCUACAAUGGCUACUGCUACUACAACUAUAACUACUACAAUUACUAUUAUACAAAAUUCUGUGUAAAGUUAGUCUGAUUACUAGCCUAACUUACCACUAAGGUGAAUAAACAAGAGAAUGGUUGACUGACUGUUUGUAUGUGUUUCUUCUGUGUGUAACACUGCCUUAGUAAGUGAAACUAAGACAGUGGUUGACUGACUGAUGGUUGAUGUUUCUUCUAAGCAAUGGUCCUUGAAAUAGAAGAGUUUUAAACCAUUGUAUUAAAGUUUUAUAUGUAUUUUGUACUAUUUUUGAAGGGAUAGUCUUUGAAAUAGUUACUAUCCUGGUGUUCAAUAAAGAAUAAGUCUUUA
This is a messenger RNA of Cherax quadricarinatus, 2661 nucleotides long. It is a transcript of the gene Mcm7, whose product is annotated as minichromosome maintenance 7. NCBI's taxonomy places the organism in Eukaryota, Metazoa, Arthropoda, Malacostraca, Decapoda, Parastacidae. Gene Ontology annotation, biological process: DNA strand elongation involved in DNA replication; DNA replication initiation; double-strand break repair via break-induced replication. Gene Ontology annotation, molecular function: single-stranded DNA binding; ATP binding; single-stranded DNA helicase activity. Gene Ontology annotation, cellular component: nucleus; MCM complex. The record is from RefSeq and is a predicted model, not a curated record.